Molecule: messenger RNA, 2491 nt
Organism: Mugil cephalus (flathead mullet)
Lineage: Eukaryota; Metazoa; Chordata; Actinopteri; Mugiliformes; Mugilidae
Gene: fli1rs
Product: Fli-1 proto-oncogene, ETS transcription factor-related sequence
Exons: 10
Coding region: 460-1902 (480 amino acids)
Biological process (GO): regulation of transcription by RNA polymerase II; cell differentiation
Cellular component (GO): nucleus
Molecular function (GO): sequence-specific DNA binding; DNA-binding transcription factor activity, RNA polymerase II-specific
Source: RefSeq, a predicted model, not a curated record
UGAGUGAGAGAGUCGAGGCGGUGAUGCGAGCUCCCCACUCUUUCCUUCUUGUACAAAAUUUCCUCUUCCUUCCCGUUCGUGGUUGUAUGUCGGCUCUAUAAUAACACAACUAACCACUACAUCUUUACACUCAGAUAAAAACACUAAUUGGUGGCCGCGCACACGCGUAAAAAGAGGAUUUCCAAACGCGCGCGUUUUUUUUUCUUCUCUUUCACGAAUUUGCUGCGUUUAACUGAGCUCGUUCCGAACAAUCCACGGAGCCACAGACAAGCAGCACACGCAGAGGGAAAUUACUGAACAUUUACCGGGAUGACAAACAUUUAAUUAAAGUCACUGGAUGACUUUGCUGGUGCGCGCAGCAGAUGUCCCUGAAGGCGUCAUGGACCGAGCUGGACCUGGAGGAUUCGUUUCCAUCACAGAUUUCUGGAAGCGCUGUCCGUGGUGAGUGAGGAGCAGCCCAUGUUCGAGCCGCCCUACACCCCCGCCGCCCCGGCCAUGCACAUGAAGGCUGAGAUGACGUCACCGCCCGGCGCCUUCAGCAGCCAGACCUCCAAACAGAGCCCCGAGCCCACCGAGCCGGAGUGGGCGGGGCCGGCGGCGCAGAACCCCGGGAAGAGAGGGGAGCACGUCAACGGGACCAGUAGGGAGUCUCCGGUGGACUGCAGCGUGUCCAAACGCUCCAGACACAUGAGCAGUGACGGGGCUCAGAUGUCGUACCAGACCUCGUACCCGGAGCCCCGGGUCAGCCCCCAGACCACCACCCAGACCACCACCCCACCCAGCGCCCCCACCGAGGAGAAGAGGGUCAUCGUCCCGGCAGAUCCGGAGGUGUGGACCCAGGACCACGUGAGGCAGUGGCUGGACUGGGCCAUCAAGGAGUACGUCCUGGAGGAGGUGGACGUCCUGCUCUUCCAGGCGCUCGAUGGAAAGGCCCUGUGCAAGAUGAGCAAGGACGACAUGAUGCGGCUCACGUCGGCCUACAACGCAGACAUCCUGCUCUCGCACCUCAAUUACCUCCGGCAGAGCAGCCCGACGUUCUCGUACCCCACGACUCCCACCAACAACACGCCGCCGCCCCCACCACCACAGCAGCAGCCCAGGCUACAGGUGAAAGCAGAGAGCGGUUUUGAUGAGAUCAGCCGCAGGAACAGCUGGCCGACAAACACCAUGACUGCAGUGCCCAAAGGUUCGUCCAUGGAGCACCAACACAGCACAAGAGUUACAGAGCCUGCACCAAGACUUGUUCAAGACCCCUAUCAGACAUUAGGACCCAUUAGCAGUCGACUAGCUAAUCCAGAAGGAGGCUCACCCAAGAACCGAACGGGCAAACAAAGUCCAUACAAGCUCCCUGACCCCAGCGCUCACAGGCCUGUGGGCUCAGGGCAGAUCCAGCUGUGGCAGUUCCUGUUGGAACUUCUGUCCGACAGCAACAACGCCAACAUCAUCACCUGGGAGGGCACCAACGGCGAGUUCAAGAUGACUGACCCGGACGAGGUGGCCAAGCGCUGGGGCGAGCGCAAAAGCAAACCCAACAUGAACUACGACAAGCUGAGUCGGGCCCUGCGCUACUACUACGACAAGAACAUCAUGACCAAGGUGCACGGAAAGCGCUACGCUUACAAAUUUGACUUCCAGGGCAUCUCACAGGCGCACCAGAAUCACGCCGCCGACAGUGGCAUCAAGUACAGUACCACGCCCGAUAUGACGUACGUCCAGCAAUACCACAGCCACCAGCCCAAAAUGAACUUCAUGAGUGGCCACCCCGCGCCCAUGCCCGUCUCACCCGGCAACUUUUUCGGGCCCCCGUCGACGUACUGGAACUCGCCCAGCAGCCCCAUCUACCCCGGGUCAGCCAUGACCAGACACCCAGCCACCCACUCUCACCUGAGCUCGUACUACUGAGGACGAUGCAUUUCACAGAAUGAGAGGGAACAAGACAGGAGAGGAACCCAAGUGUGCCGGCAAUCACAGGCUCACGAGCUCCGUUCACUGCAACCUGAGCUGAACCCCUUGUCUGAAACGCAGGCGAUAUGACGCUACGGUCCGGUUUGUGAAGGCAUUACGAUGUUGUCUUUGUCACUUUUCUUUCUUCCCUUCCCUAAAAACAAAACAAAAAAAAAAAAAUGUAAAAUAGGACCAUACGUGGGGUAAAUAAACUCCGCUUUUGAACUCUGUGUACACAAGUUUCCUGAAUAUAUCGAAAACAUACUGUAUUAACAGUUCUUCUGUUCUUGUUCUGUUGCUCUUCUAAUAUAAGUGCCUGGUGUGAUGGCGCCUGUUGUAAAGUGUUUGAUAGCGGCGCUGCCUACGUCGCAGGUUGAAACUUAAAAAAAACAAAAAAAAAAAAACAAACAAAAAAAAAAAAAACCUGCAGUUAUCACAAAGACCUGACAUUUUGUAAGAGGGAAAUUGUACAGAAUGAUUGUCAUGUAGCAAUAAACAUAUACACAUCACAUAAAGCUAAUAAAUAACGCCUGUACCUAAAAAACAA